This is a messenger RNA of Gongylonema pulchrum, 441 nucleotides long. The record is from the annotation of a GenBank genome assembly. NCBI's taxonomy places the organism in Eukaryota, Metazoa, Nematoda, Chromadorea, Rhabditida, Gongylonematidae.
UCAGUAUGCUCGGCUCCAGCAGCAACGGUUUCGCAGUGGAGCACAUUUCGUGACAGCGAUGUGAUUGCACAUGAACAAAGUGAUGCCUCGGCGUACGAAUGGGACGAAUACAAUCCACCUGUGAAAGCCGAAGACGAUUGGACGCAUGAUGGAAGUGUACCUGAUGAUAUGUCCGUGUUGACCAUCGAGGACGAUUUUCAGAUGCAGCUCAGUGAUCUGCAUUCUGUCAAUAACGAUUUUGACUCCUCAACACCGGAAUCUCAUCCGUACAACCAUGCUGAUGAACUGCCUACGCCAACAAAAGAGCGUCCGCCGCGGCCAGUUGCGGCUGUCACAGGCAACUGCGCAUUAAAACAUUCCUUCAUUCUGGGAACUGUAAUGAAAAACACUGAUACUUAUAAUCCAAGACUCGGCAGAUUGGUGUCAUUUAUGCAUUUGUAA